Molecule: messenger RNA, 4227 nt
Organism: Orbicella faveolata
Lineage: Eukaryota; Metazoa; Cnidaria; Anthozoa; Scleractinia; Merulinidae
Product: NPC intracellular cholesterol transporter 1-like
Cellular component (GO): membrane
Source: RefSeq, a predicted model, not a curated record
UGCUUUGUCAUCUUACCGCUUUCGAGUGUUGACAGAACUCAAGUGUGUGAAAACCAGCAGGCCGGCAGGAAACGAAGCAAAAUGGAUGGUCCAAACGCUGAUAACACCGAAAAAGAAAAGCAAAAUUGCGGAUGCUUGACCAAAAUAAGUAAUUUUAUCACUGGUUCGUUGGAGAAAGGUUUUUACAGAUUGGGUAAAGCAGUGGGUGGAAGUCCAUGGAUCACGAUCUUAAUUUGCCUGAGUGUCUGUGGUGCAUGUCUCGCUGGGCUUGUCAACUUUACUCAGGAGAGUCGUGGAGAUAAGUUAUGGACUCCUGGAGAUUCCACAGCUCAGAAACACAAGAACUGGGUUGAUGAUAAUUUUCCAUUAGAAAUGCGUGCUUCCGUUGCAUUGCUGGUGACUGAAGAUGUUCUUACACCUUCCACUUUAAAAAAGGCACUUAUGAUUCAUAAUGAGGUCAGGGGCAUGGAUAAUGGCACAGACAAAUCAUGGGAGAAACUUUGCUUCAGAAUUGGCCCUGUGUGUUUAACUAAUGGCUUGUUGGAGCUGUGGUCAUUUGACGAGGCUACCAUUAAUAGUCUUACAAAGGAAGACAUCCUGAACAAGGUCAACCAACCUUCACUCAUAAGUCCUGUUACCAAAAAGAGAUUUGUGUUGUCCCAAUACCUUGGUGGGAUUAAACGGAAUUCAACAGAUCACAUUGUGAAAGCAGAAGCGAUGUCGAUGUCAUACGGAAUAAAAUUCAGUCCUGAACUGAAUAAAAAUACAGGAGCUUUGGAGGAUCCAGUGACAGAGGCAUGGGAAGAGGAAUUCAACAAAUUGAUGGACAACUUAGAGCUGCCAGAAUCUAUAGAACUGUUUUACUUUACCCAGACAGGGUUACAGGAGGAUUCAGGCGGGACUAUAGAAGGUGAUGUUCAACUUCUGUCCAUCGGAUACAUGCUGAUCAUUGCUUAUGUGGCCAUCAUGCUUGGACAAUUCACCCGUCUUCAUAUCAAGGCAUGGCUGGCUUUACUUGGAGUUGUGUGUGUUGGGUUAGCCAUUGGUGUGUCAUUUGGACUGGCCAGUGCAUUUGGAGUUUUCUAUGGACCUGUUCAUUCCACACUGCCUUUCCUCUUACUUGGUAUUGGUGUCGAUGAUAUGUUUGUUAUAGUACAAGCAUGGGACAACCUGCCCCCCGAUGUUCAUAACAACCGUGAUGUCGCAGAACGCAUUGGACUUACUUUAAAACAUGCUGGCUGCUCAAUUACAAUAACAUCCUUGACUGAUUUCUUGGCCUUCAUGAUAGGAGCGAGCACUAUAUUACCAGCUUUGAGGUCAUUUUGUAUAUAUGCUGGAAUAGGUAUCUUGGCAGACUUUGCCCUUCAAGCCACUUUGUUUGCAGCAUUCUUAGCUUUGGAUGCCCGAAGACAAGGUAAAAAACGAGAUGGCUGCUGCUGUUGUAUCAGGCUAGGAGACAAUUACUCAGAGUCAUCGUGCGGCAAGAGGAAUCUCUUGCAGGAGUUCAUAGACAAGUAUGUUGGACGUGUCAUACUGUCCCUUCCAGGAAAGAUUAUCAUUGUUGUCAUCACAGGAAGUUUGUUUGGUGUCAAUCUCUAUGGCACACUAAUGCUGAGGCAGUAUUUCGACCAAGUGUGGUUCUUACCUCCUGAUACUAUGGGCUACAAAUACAGUGUCACAAAUUCUAAGUAUUUCCCCGUGGAUGGGGCUCCAUCAAAUAUCUACACAGCAAAGUUUAACUAUUAUGAAAAUCAAGGCAAACUUCACGGCCUUUAUGCUGUUGCAACCAGUGAUAAUUAUGUGAUCUCGAGCUCAGUGACUAGCUGGUACGAGGAAUACAUUAACUGGGCCCGUAAAGAGAAGCCUGGAGGGUACUUCGACCAGAGCACCACUCCUUGGAAGAUAAAUAGCGAAGCAAACUUUUACUUGUGGCUGAACGAGUUUCUUCAGGGGCCUGGGAUCAGUUAUCGAAAAGAUAUCCGCGUGCAGAAUGGGACGGGAUCUCUGCCAGAAAUCACGGCCACUCGAUUGAGUUUACGACACAAAGAUAUGGACACAACACGGAAAGAGAUAAACGCUAUGGAGGACUUGCGCGAGAAAGUGGAGGAAGUCUUCUCAGACGAGAAUCUUGCCUUUCCUUAUUCAAUAUUUUAUUUGGGAUGGGAAACAAAUAAGGUGAUUUCAGAGGAGCUGUUUCGUAACAUGGCUCUAGCCCUGUUGGCAGUGUUUAUUGUCACACUGAUUGUCCUUGCUAACAUAUGGGCCUGCCUUCUUGUCUUCACUUGCGUUGGCUUUACUUUGGUCAACAUCACAGGCACUAUGCACUUUUGGGGUCUUACAAUUGAUACUGUGACCACCAUUAUCUUGGUCCUGGCAGUUGGGUUGUCUGUGGAUUACGCCUCGCACGUGGCACACACAUUUAUGAUUCUACCUGGAACACGAUACCGUAAGUCAUGGUCGGAGGUAAUCUUGAACCCAGACCUCCCACUUAUCAGUGUCAAUCAGAGUGGGACCUGGUGUUUACUAUUCAGUGGCAAAGUUCUAAUCAACUGUAUUUUUCUUUUGCAGAUUAUCAUUGUUGUCAUCACAGGAAGUUUGUUUGGUGUCAAUCUCUAUGGCACACUAAUGCUGAGGCAGUAUUUCGACCAAGUGUGGUUCUUACCUCCUGAUACUAUGGGCUACAAAUACAGUGUCACAAAUUCUAAGUAUUUCCCCGUGGAUGGGGCUCCAUCAAAUAUCUACACAGCAAAGUUUAACUAUUAUGAAAAUCAAGGCAAACUUCACGGCCUUUAUGCUGUUGCAACCAGUGAUAAUUAUGUGAUCUCGAGCUCAGUGACUAGCUGGUACGAGGAAUACAUUAACUGGGCCCGUAAAGAGAAGCCUGGAGGGUACUUCGACCAGAGCACCACUCCUUGGAAGAUAAAUAGCGAAGCAAACUUUUACUUGUGGCUGAACGAGUUUCUUCAGGGGCCUGGGAUCAGUUAUCGAAAAGAUAUCCGCGUGCAGAAUGGGACGGGAUCUCUGCCAGAAAUCACGGCCACUCGAUUGAGUUUACGACACAAAGAUAUGGACACAACACGGAAAGAGAUAAACGCUAUGGAGGACUUGCGCGAGAAAGUGGAGGAAGUCUUCUCAGACGAGAAUCUUGCCUUUCCUUAUUCAAUAUUUUAUUUGGGAUGGGAAACAAAUAAGGUGAUUUCAGAGGAGCUGUUUCGUAACAUGGCUCUAGCCCUGUUGGCAGUGUUUAUUGUCACACUGAUUGUCCUUGCUAACAUAUGGGCCUGCCUUCUUGUCUUCACUUGCGUUGGCUUUACUUUGGUCAACAUCACAGGCACUAUGCACUUUUGGGGUCUUACAAUUGAUACUGUGACCACCAUUAUCUUGGUCCUGGCAGUUGGGUUGUCUGUGGAUUACGCCUCGCACGUGGCACACACAUUUAUGAUUCUACCUGGAACACGAUACCAACGAGCCCGCGCUACCCUGCGGGAUAUUGGACCAGCGGUUUGGAAUGGAGGUUUCAGUACAUUUUUAGCCGUAAUGCUUUUGGCGUUUUCCAACUCGUACGUUUUCAAGACCUUCUUUAAGGUGUUUUUCUGUGUAGUCUUAUAUGGGCUGUUUCACGGCUUAUGCUACCUUCCCGUGCUGCUUAGCGCGAUUGGGCCGUCACCAUACGAAUCUGCUCUGGCGCAUCCGUCAGCGCCGGACCACAAAGAUGGCCGCCGUUCGCCGGUCCAUCCAGCUGGGUUGCCAGGAGACAAUGCUAGUUAUGAACUGGCUGUGGCUAAUGGUAAGAAGUCACCCGUGAAGAGGGACAGUCAACCAGUAGCGGAGACCACUAAGAAUGGCGACUUUCGCAUUCCCGUAGCUGACUAUGAAGGGGUUGAUGUGGCUAACUUGGCAACCUCCAAAGAGAAUGAAGGAUUUCGCUCCAGUGUUGCAACAGAUCUGGACAAGGCUUGAAACCAACCCAAACGUCACAGUAAAUAACGUGUUGUAAUUUUCCACCCGCAGAAGUCUUUUAGCUUUCCUGAUAAUCCCAAUAGAAAAUUCAGUCACCGUAACGUCCAUAUUACGGCUUCCUUACUGUAUAGCACAUACUAGUGCUAUGUUGUGCUUUCCCUUGGAACUAGUGAACUGCCCGUAACAUAGAGAUUGUCCUUAAAGGAGCUCAGUCGCGGUAGUUUGAGUUAUUUUGGCCACAUAAAAAAUUGCCUUUAAAUGGUAGGA